AUGUAUCUUAAUGCAGAAAUAACGUUGGAAGUAUCCGCUGCUCUAUUUGGUAUUCCUAUAAGAUUUGAUCCUGCAUUGACACGCUUUGCUGUUGAUGAUACAAUUGAGACAUUGGCUUAUAAUAUGUUUAUUGAAACAUGGAUAAAUGACACGUCUUAUGAGAGAUAUUUUGAUGCUUGUGUACCAAAAGAAUGUAUAUAUGCAUAUCAUUAUCAAUUUGAUGCUCUAGAAAUUUUAACAACUUUUUUAAAUAUGGAUCCAAUAUUUGGUAUUGACGUUGAAACAAUCUUUUCACCUUAUGGAGCAAAAUAUACAAAUGAAAUUGAAUCAUUAACACGAACAAUCGAGAUUUAUUUAGUCGAAGGUUUUAUUCGUAAUAAUAAAAACAAAGAAAUUCUUAUUUCAAGUCUCAAACAACGAGUUAAUAUUAAUUGUAUUAUUGAAAGAUAUCAGAGUGUUAUAGCUGAUAUUGAAGUUCUACAACAAUUUGAUCUCGAUAUUUAUAUGGAUAAAGAUCUUUUUCUAGCAUCGAUGGAGGCUGGAUUAGAUGGUCAUGAUUUCAAAUCAAUAAUUCGAAAUUUGAAAGCAUUUAAUUUCAAAAAAUUAUUCGAAUGGUAA
Messenger RNA from Rotaria sp. Silwood1, 618 nucleotides. Lineage: Eukaryota; Metazoa; Rotifera; Eurotatoria; Philodinida; Philodinidae. The record is from the annotation of a GenBank genome assembly.